AUGAUUACAAAGGCCGGUGUUUCUUCUCGUAAGAUCAUCGUGGGGCUGGCCAGCUACGGACGCUCCUUCAAAAUGACCAAGGCGGGCUGCACUGGGCCCAUGUGCAGGUUCGUUGGACCUGACUCCGGCGCGGCAAAAGGCAAGUGCACCGAUACAGCAGGCUACAUCGCCGAUGCGGAGAUCUACCGGAUCCUUGACGAGGACGACACCGCAGAGACAUUCUACGACAACAGCAGCGACAGCAACAUUCUUGUGUACGGAUCCACAGAAUGGGUCGCUUUCAUGAACGAGGACACGAGGACCAACCGGACAGAUUACUACAAAGGCCUCAGCAUGGGCGGGACAACAGACUGGGCAGUUGACCUGCAGGCAUUCGGCUUUUCUGGCGGGGGGAAUAGUGGUGAUAGCGGCGACGGCGUCUUCCUGAACCAGUCCAUUGUCCACAUCUCCCCCAGUAUCUGGACUGACGGGAAGGAUCCUGCACCCGUGCAAUGUCCCGCACCCUGCGUCCUCGUUCUUCCAGACUUCCCUCUUAGUUCAACAUCUGUCAUCUCGCGUCUUCCCUAUAUCACGACCCUGGAUGUGGCCUGGCCAACAGCCGCGACCCUGACAACCGGUGGUUCGACUGUGACCACUACCACCGUGACUCGCAUUCUGCAGGAAACAACUAUCAAGGCACCCGCGGUUACCGUAACAUCCCUGUCGAUGGCUAAUGUUAACAUCACGGUUCCCAUCAAGGGCAACAGCACCAUCACCAUCACAUCUAGGCCACGAUUUCCGGCGCAGACAAUUACAAUCACCAACGACCCUAACCCUCUGAGCAUGACGGGCGUCUCCCAUCCGCCUGUCACUCGGAGCGUGACCUUGCCGCCCUGGCCUCAGGGCGCUGUCAUCUACUAUCCAAAGGAUUACGUUGACAACGGCGAAGAUGACAACGAUGAUGAUGACAACGACGACGACGAUGACGACGGCAGCGAUGAUGGAGGAGAUGAUGACGGCGAUGGCAAUGACGACGGGGGCAACGACGACGACGACGACGACGACAUCGAUCUUCCCCCCAUCCCGGUCAUCGCAGUCAAGGACGGCCCCGGCUCGCCCCGCUGCGGCGCUGACGAGGACUGCAGCAAGGUCUGUUCAGGUCCUCUCGAAUUCUGCUCGUGCUUUAUCUGCCCCAAAGGCGGUGGUGCUGGCGACGGUGGCUUCUCAGACCCCAAAGACCCUAACCUUCCCCUCGACCUCCUGGGGACCCAGUAA
This is a messenger RNA of Aspergillus melleus, 1254 nucleotides long. RefSeq lists its product as uncharacterized. The transcript has 2 exons. The coding region runs from base 1 to 1254 and encodes 417 amino acids. Gene Ontology annotation, biological process: carbohydrate metabolic process. NCBI's taxonomy places the organism in Eukaryota, Fungi, Ascomycota, Eurotiomycetes, Eurotiales, Aspergillaceae. The record is from RefSeq and is a predicted model, not a curated record.